Prosopis cineraria is the source of this 843-nucleotide messenger RNA. RefSeq names its product zinc finger BED domain-containing protein RICESLEEPER 1-like. Lineage: Eukaryota; Viridiplantae; Streptophyta; Magnoliopsida; Fabales; Fabaceae. The record is from RefSeq and is a predicted model, not a curated record. Bases 1 to 843 code for a protein of 280 amino acids. The transcript has 2 exons. Gene Ontology annotation, molecular function: DNA binding.
AUGUCAGAGUCCAGGAUGAGGACUUUCAGGAAAUGUAUUCAGCAAGUUGAAGGUAUUGACACCUCAAUAGGAUUGCGAUUAGAUGUGCCUACUAGAUGGAAUUCUACUUAUGAUAUGCUUGAAAGUGGAAUAAGGUAUAAAAGAGCUUUUGUUUGCAUGUCUUGUCAUGAUACUAGCUUUAAACAUUGCUUGUCAAAUGAAGAGUGGAGGAGAACAGAGGAAAUGUGCACUUUCUUACAGCCAUUUGCAAUUAUUACAACUUUGAUUUUUGGCACAUCCUAUCCUACCUCAAAUAUGUAUUUUGGGCAAAUGUCAAAAAUUGAGAUUUUAUUGAAUGAAGCUAUUAGCAAUCGUGAUCCUGUGAUUUCUAGUAUGACAGUUAGAAUGAAGGAGAAAUUUGACAAGUAUUGGAGUGACUAUAGUGUAAUCCUUUCUAUUGAAAGUGUUUUUGAUCCACGAGUAAAGCUUGAAGUGAUUAAGUAUUUUUACUCACUGAUUGAUCCUGUAAAUUACUUCAUGAAAGUUGAUAAUAUCAAGCAGAAGUUGUAUUGUAUGUUUGAUCAAUAUAAAGAAAUAGGUGGAUCUUCCAUUAAUCUUACACUAAGUUCAACUCUAACACAAAGUCAACCAAGCUCAAGCACUAGUGGAAGGAUGUUAGAAAAGAAGAGGGAACCAACCAUGUCUUGGACUCAAGCUUAUGGUGACUUCCUUAAUUUCAAGAGUAGGGAUACUUCUUCCAUUGGAAAAUCUGAAUUAGAUUAUUAUUUGAAAGAAGCUUCCCUUGAUGGUCACCAGUUUCCAGAGUUAGAUGUGUUGCAUUGGUGGAAGACUAAUCAACAAUGA